UUUUCUCUGACUCACACACCCUCUCUCACUCAAGCUCACCUCUAGCCCUCUCUCUCCGCAAACUCUCACACUCCCUCUUUUACUCUGAGGUUGUGUGGACCACUUUUGCUGUAUGUUUCCACUGCAACAGGCUCCCAGAGUAAAGCAGAAAGAAGACCAAACAGACAGCAUAAAGCAGUGGACUGAUUAACAGAGUGUCAUCAUGCAGAGUUUCAGCAUCUUACUGGUGGUGGUGUGUUUACAGCUUUCUGUCCCCGUUGGGUUCGCUGCACCAACUCAAUGCCCAAGCCAGUGCCACUGCCAUGGGGACCUGCAGCAUGUUAUCUGUGACAACGUUGGUCUGAAAAAGAUCCCUCGCAUAUCAGAGGCCACUCGUCUCCUCAACCUCCAGCGGAACAACCUGGGAAACCUCCCCACCAGUGGCUUCGGCGAGAUGAAGGGGCUCAUCUCUUUGCACCUGCAGCACUGUCAGAUCCGAGAGAUCUCCAGCCAGGCUUUCAAAGGGCUGAAAAAGCUUAUCUACCUCUACUUGUCUAACAACGAGAUCACCACCAUCAAACUAGGUGCUUUUGAGGACCUAACUGAACUCACCUAUCUCUACUUGGACGGCAACCACAUCUCAAGUCUUCCAAAGGGCAUCUUUUCUCCCAUGAUCAACCUGUUUAUUCUGCAGCUUGACAACAACAAGCUCCAUGAUCUGCAGCCAGGUACUUUCACAGGUGCAAAUGAUCUCCGAUGGCUUUAUAUGAGUGGUAAUGAGUUGAGCUCCAUGCAGCCAGGCUCUCUUGACGAAGUGGAGAACCUGGCCAUUUUAACCCUGGACCGUAACAAGCUGUCCACCUACCCUCUACUGGCUAUGAGUAAGUUGCGUGUUAUAGAAGAACUCAACCUAUCCAAGAACCCUCUCAGCUUCAUCCCCGACCAUGCAUUCCGGAGCUUUGGCCGCUACAUGGAGAAGCUCCAUUUAAAUGACAUGGGCCUAGAGAAGUUCUCCAAUGCUGCCUUUGAGGGAGUGACUGCUCUCAAAUAUCUGCACCUUGAGAACAACAAGCUGAAGUCCCUCCCAAAAAGCCUCGAGUUUACCACCGUCCAGAACAUUACUCUGUUUAAUAACCCAUGGAGCUGCACCUGUCAGUUAGCAAACCUCAAAAACUGGAUGGACACUAGCCGACAUCGCCCUGAUGCAGUUUGUGCUUCCCCUGGAAACCAGAGAGGAAAGCAAAUUAGAGACAGCACAGCUUUCACCCGCUGCAAGGCAAAGAGGGAAAAGAAGGGAGCACGGCUUUGAGAUGGAGGACAGGGAGCAGAGACCUGUCCAGGUGACGAGAAUUAAUGUGCAGGAAGAGAAAGUAAUGCAAACUUCUACAUUGGGACUGUAUAUUUCCUCUAUCACUUUAUUUUUGUGUGACAUAUAUAUGCGCCACCUCAUUUCAUACUAAACAACAUGAACAGCAUAAAUGUGUUCACAGACACUGAAAAACCCUCGAAGGAGCAACUAUGUACAAUUGCAGAGUGACAUUUACAGAAACAUGUACACUGCACAGGGGGGAAAAGCCUCAAACUCACAGUCUGGAAAGACUUUGUUUAUCCUUUCUCAGUCUACACAUUAUUUUAUUGCUCUCUUAAUCUUUCACAAGUGUUAUACUCUCAGUAAUCGCUGUUAUGCUAAUUAAGAUCUUUGGCAACCUGAAAUGAAAGAGAUAAAUCCAACAUUAAUGAUCAGAUGACUUGUUUUUCUCAUAGUGAAAAUUACAUCAGAAUUGGCAGAAUGGAAAUUUCUGUUGUAAUUUUGAUCAGUGUUAGCCAUUUUCAAUUAACUAUUUGUCAUGUUUACUGGGCUACUCAGUAGUACCAUUCUUUCCCCUGCUUUUUCCAUUCAUCUUACCUUUUUAGGUUUUGCAACUUACUGCAAGGAAUUUCUGAGGCUUUGCAAACACUACAAACCUAACUUGAAUGUGAUGACUGACACACAUUCAAGACAUGACUUGAGCUGACCAUCUCUGAACAAAGUCAAAGGCAUCAAUGACCAUGAAGUCAAGGACUCCUUAAAGCCAUGUAAAAAGGUAAAAAGAGAACAUGUAGACACUAAGUGAAAUGAAGUAAUGGUGGAUAAAGAAGGUGAGGAUUUAAGGAAAGAGGAUAAAUGAGAAGGGAAUGAAAAAAAAAAUAGACAAAUGGAGGCUCUCCAGUCUAAUGUGAUUAAUUUGUUUCUAUGAUGUACUCAUGUUUAAUAAAAGACAAAUUAAGCACCACUACAGUAAUGCUUUAUUUGGAUUUAUGCUUAA
Molecule: messenger RNA, 2285 nt
Organism: Myxocyprinus asiaticus (Chinese sucker)
Lineage: Eukaryota; Metazoa; Chordata; Actinopteri; Cypriniformes; Catostomidae
Product: chondroadherin-like
Exons: 4
Coding region: 203-1288 (361 amino acids)
Cellular component (GO): extracellular matrix
Molecular function (GO): protein binding
Source: RefSeq, a predicted model, not a curated record